Molecule: messenger RNA, 6876 nt
Organism: Pieris brassicae (large cabbage white)
Lineage: Eukaryota; Metazoa; Arthropoda; Insecta; Lepidoptera; Pieridae
Gene: Tomosyn
Product: syntaxin-binding protein 5
Exons: 26
Coding region: 535-4602 (1355 amino acids)
Biological process (GO): regulation of exocytosis; regulation of protein secretion
Cellular component (GO): plasma membrane; SNARE complex; cytoplasm
Molecular function (GO): myosin II binding; syntaxin binding; GTPase activator activity
Source: RefSeq, a predicted model, not a curated record
CUACCAUACCGUCUUACUGUAACAGUUGUCAUAACAGCUCUCACCAAUGUCGUCUGUCGGAGUGUUUGCCAGCUUGCGUUCCGCAAGAAGACAGGCGUAGUUUGUAGUAAUAGUCAAUGGGAAAACAUGUCUAUUGCACUGCAGUAUAGUUAUCUCUUUCUAUUGCACGUUUUUCUAAAGUGAUACGCCAAGUUCGUCUCUUUCUUGCCAAUACGCGACUUGCGAUAGCUUGGCAAUUCUGCCAGUGAUUACAUUGUGUGCAGUGCGCGUGUGUCGUCGUUUCCAUAUCGAUCGGUAGCCAGACCGCAUUGCUGUACAUUCCGGAGGCGGUGCCUCGCCUAGUUUUCGUCGCUCCUCGAAGUGACGGACGCGUGUCGGCGUCGGCGGCGGCCCGGACGGCCCUGCGCAGUAACAGCGCGGGAGACAGCGACUCUCUUCUGCCAAAUCAGACUCGCUGUCCGCGGCGGACGGCUGUGAUGUAGCCGGGGCCGGCAAUUGGCCUUCGGACAAAGGAAUCGCGACACUCGAUUCGCGAUGAAGAAGUUCACUUUCAAGGGGGUUCUGGACGGGUUCCGUAGCUCGGUGCAGGCUGCUCCGCGCGGGAACGACCAGGAGAUUCAGGAGACGCUGCGACCUGAACAUUUCCAUGUAAAAAAGACUUUUCGUCAUGGAUUCCCCUUCUCGCCGACGGCGCUGGCCUGGGACCCUAUACAAAAGCUGCUUGCAAUUGGCGACAAGAGCGGAAACCUUAGGAUUCUGGGUGGGCCCGGGGUGGAUGCGCACGUUCGUCACGACUCCGGGGACGUUGUUCUUCACGCCAAGUUUCUGGUCAACGACGGCGGUCUUGUCACCGCCACCGCCGAUGACCAGCUGCAUCUAUGGACAUUUCGGCAAAAAUCCCCACAGCGCGUUCAAUCGCUCAAAUUUCAAAGAGAAAGGAUAACAUGUCUACAUCUUCCGUUGUCUUCAAAAUGGAUGCAUGUUGGCACAGAACGAGGGAACGUUCAUGUCGUCAACAUUGAGACGUUUGCUCUCAGCGGCUACGUUAUUAACUGGAAUAAAGCAAUCGAAGUAACUCGACCUAAUCAUCCCGGGGCGGUAGUAGAAAUUAUAGACAAUCCAUUAGACGCUAGCAAGUUGCUGAUAGCGUUCGAAAGCGGUUUAGUUGUGGUUUGGGAUCUGCGGGCGCGUGCUGCAGAGUGGCGUGGCCACAUAGGCUCGGGUAUGCCGGGGGAUGCUAUCCGCGCAGCUGCUUGGCAUCAUGACGGCAAACUCAUGACAGCACACGCUGAUGGCGCGCUCGCAACUUGGACUGUACGAGCACCCAGACCUAUCUCGCUAUCUUACCCACAUGCGAAAGCUAACAAAGAUGGUAAACUAGAAGCCUGUAAACCUAUACACAGGUUGGAAUGGAAGACUUCAAAAACGGGCGAGACUCUGGUGAUAUUUUCGGGCGGGCUACCGACGGACAAAGCGGGCCGGACACACAGCAUCACGGUUUUAAAUGGCAAAUCAACCACAGUACUAGAGAUGGAGCACAGCGUUGUUGACUUUGUCACUCUCUGUGAAAGCCCACACGCCGCCGAAUACCAGGAGCCGUAUGCGAUAGUGGUGCUCCUGCAGAACGACUUGGUAGUAAUUGACCUUCAAUCGCCGGGAUAUCCCUGCUUCGAGAAUCCUUAUCCUAUGGACAUUCACGAGUCCCCGGUUACCUGCUGCUCAUAUUUCGCCGACUGCCCCUCGGACCUGAUCCCAGCGUUCUACUCGGUUGGCCGUCAGGGGAAUAAGAAGCCAGCUGGCUUCAGCGAAAGAUUGUGGCCUGUAGACGGUGGUGAAUGGUCACCAGCGUCAUGUUCCUACAGCGAGAUCAUACUCACUGGACACGCGGACGGCAGUGUCAAAUUUUGGGAUGCGAGCGCGGGGACUUUACAAAUAUUAUAUAAAUUAAAAUGUGCUAAGGUGUUCGAAAGACGGGCAGGCAGCGCAGGAAGCGCGAGCAGCAUGGGCGGGAACGAGGAGGAUAGCCCGUUGGGCAUCCAGCAGGUGGCACUCUGCGCGGAAUCCCGGCGAUUAUGUGUGGCACUGCCCCACGGCCAUGUUCUACUCUUCAAAUUCCGUAAACAAGAACUCACUGCGCAGACGCAUGUGUUGGAGAUCCCUAUAAUUUGUGAUGCGACAGAAGAAGAGACAUCUCCGGAGGGGGAAGGGGUCCGCGGGGCUGGAGCUCGUGAUGACCACGACACACCAAGGGUACGGUCCGCUUGGGGCAGCGUACGCGUGCGUGGUGCAUCAGGCACUGGCGGGUCGAGACGUGCGGCUGGGUUCCAGGCCACCCUCGUGGCCUUGCAGCAGGGCCCACCCAACCCAGUUGCUGCACUCACGAUCAACUCCUCCUACGGACUAAUAGCUUGGGGCGGCGAGCGAGGCGUGGUGGUGGUGGACAUGUGGCGCCGCGCUGUGGUGGCAGCCCUGCCUGCACACAGCCUGUACUUGCCCGAACCCAGCCUACGACCCGACAGGCACGACCGACACGACCGCCGCUCACCCGACCUCGACCAGCUGGAAGAGGCGCCGGCCAGCCCGGAGCCCGCCGAGGAGACUCUGCCCGAACCCAAACUCGACGCCAGGCGGAAAUCCACGCCCUGGAAAACAUUUAAUCUCAAGAGACAGCUUUCUAAAGUCGAUCUUAAGCUUAAAGCUGCAUUCGCCCCCGUCGACAGCGAUGAGACCACCGAAAAGAGUAACUCACAGUUUUACACCGAACCUCAGGAGAAAGCAGAGAGUGCUCAAGAAAGUAACGAUUCGCCGGAUGAAGAAUCCAAUGAAAAACUCUCAGAGGAAGACAAAAGUCAAUUACCGUCCCCGCUGCGCGUUUGUUCAGAUGUGUUCGAAAGAAUGCAUCGAGAGUUACAAGAGAAGAGGUCGGCUGACGUGUACGACAGAAUGCAUAAAGAGUUACAAGAACGAUGGCAAGAUAAAGAUCGGCUCGAGUCUUCCCCUGAUGUGUCUCCGUCGAAAUUGGGAGACGACGACAAAGCCGUCCGACCAGAUAACCUCCCCUUAUUCGAUGACGAGGGAAAACCCACUCGACCGCCUCGACAAAAAAGUAAAAAGAAAGAUGAUAGAGAUCAGAGGGAGCAACGAUUGUUGUCAGUGCCGAACAUAAAAUAUAACAGGCAAGAAUCGGUGAAAGACCUGCGAAAGAGACAAGCGAGCCAGCCUGCGCAGUCGUUCGCGGGAAACCUCAUGCGACGCUUCAGAGACUUUGUAGCGAGCCUCUGCACGAGAAACCAACAGAUCAGUGGCGAAAUUAGCGAAGAAAUCGUACAAGUGCCCAACAGAAUAGGUCGCGUAGAUAAACUGGACAGUUCGUUUUCGCGGUCUCGCUCCAGCAGCAUGUCCAGCCUCGAAAACAUCUCGCAAGAAGGCAUACAGUGUCUGGCAUUUGCCGACAGUUACAUCAAAAAGUCAGAUCCUACUUUGUCAGUUCCGACGCUGUGGAUAGGAACGACACUGGGAUCGGUGAUAACCAUGACUAUUAACCUACCCGAUGCUGAUCUGAGGCAUACUCAGCCCGUCAUCGUAUCGACAAGUGGUGGUCCAAUUUUUAGGCUAAAAGGGUCAAUAUUAACAAUGUCUUUUCUCGACUGUAAUGGUGCUUUAAUCCCAUAUUCAUACGAAAGCUGGAAGGACGACACUAAAGAUAGUCGUGAGCGUCGUGAGAGGACCCCUACUAAGCAGAGCUCGUCCGGCAGCGGGCACGGCAGCCAUACCAGCCCGAUUCCGCAGGAGGCGGCUGAUCGACAGUUUGUGGUGGUAGCGUCAGAAAAGCAAGCGCGUGUGGUAGCGUUGCCCAGUCAGAACUGCGUCUAUCGCCAACAGAUCGUCGAAUCCGACUUUGUUGUCAAGGCGGAGAUUGUCAGCUUAAAAGAUAGUGUGUGCCUUGUAUGCUAUCUAUCGACGGGUCACCUUGUAGCCUACAGUCUGCCUUCGUUGAGGCCGCUCCUGCACGUUGACUUUUUGCCGCUUUCAGAACUCAGCUUCCAGACACAGUCCAAACAGAGGGGUAUCGUAGACCCUAUGCUCUCCAUUUGGGGCCAACAACUCAUUGUAAACGAGGACACGGACCAGAUAGCGAAGACGUUCUGCUUUAGCAACCGCGGGCAUGGCCUCUACCUGGCCUCGCCCACUGAAAUACAGAAGUUCACUAUUGACACGGAGUUUUGCCAACAAUUAACCGAAAUGAUGGGAGAGUUAUUCCUGCCGCGCGACAUGCCGGAACCGCCUAAAGAGAGCUUCUUCCGAGGACUUUUUGGUGGUGGAGUUCGGCCACUCGACCGGGAGGAGUUGUUCGGUGAAAGCAGCGGCAAGCCCAACCGCACCGUGGCUAAGCAUAUCCCCGGCAGCGAGGGCGUGGCGGCACGUGCAUCGGCAGCGACCGGGGAGAUAGCGCGGGCGCAUCAGCUCGUGGUGGAGCGAGGUGACAAGUUGUCUCAGCUGGAGGACAAGACCGAGCGCAUGCACACGGAGGCCGCGGCCUUCUCGUCGUCGGCGCACCAGCUAAUGCUCAAGUACAAGGACAAGAAGUGGUACCAGCUGUGAGCCCCCGGCCCCCCGUCGCCCCCCGUCGCAUAGAGCUUAGCGUCCCCGUAGCGCGUCGUAGCGGUAGUCUGUAGAAACACGAACGCACAAAAUUUUCGCUCUCUCCGUCUCCCGUUCGUCGUUAGAGCACGUAGCUCCCAUUCCUUCACUCGCGUCCUCGUCGACGAUCGGCGACCUCCUCCCCUCGUCCACUGUACAUACCGAUCGCAUUUCGCGACGUGAUAUUGUAAAUACGAGUCAUACACGAUAUUGUAAACUUUUGUACGAUUCCGUAGAGUUACGUCUCUCCGGGUCUCCGGUACAUCGGAGAUGUUAGCGUGUAACGUGUUAAAGUAUUGCAUAAACGUGAGAUUAUUUAAUGUUGCGACUAUUAAUAUUAUCGAUCUAGCGUAUGAAUAGAUAUAAUUUUUUAUAGAUAUGGCCGGUCGCCGAUACGUCUCGGUGACUUCGAUAGCGAUGGCCGUCGUCGGUCUGUAUAAAAUAAUAAAUUAUUGAAAUACGAAUAAAUGAUUGAAGAUGUAAGCAUCGGAUGACAAUAAUUGUGUUACAUUCCUCGUUGAGAUUGAGUUGGCGUUGCCGCACUCGGUACUCGUGUCUCGUGUCUCGUUUAGUUGUUUUUGAAAUCGCACUUUUCUAUAUAUUUUAAUAAAGGGUAUGUUCUUUCGACGCUUGUAUAUAAAAGUAUGCCUUAUAAAAUAUAUCUUGAAGUUAAUUAGUUAGUAUUUUUAUAAAGCGCACGUUAGUGAUUCGGUAACCAAUUACGCUUAUGAGCGGUAGCAAUACUUUGUACUGCGGAGGGCAGAGGGCAGCCAUCGGCCGGACCAAUCGGUGUCGUGUUGGUGUCGCUAGUUGUUUUAGUCUUAAUGUAAACCCUAGCCUUGAACUUUCUCUUGACGAGUGACGCUAACGUGCUCGCUCGUUAGUCCCGAGGGGCGUUCACGCGCCGCUUUCCUUGAUUUCCGUGUUUUGGUUACUCGUCCUCAGCUGUGUAUAAAUGUUUGAUGCCAAAGUUUACUAUUUUGUAUAUAAGAGUUUUUAUUGUUAUAAUAUUUGUAACGUAACAUUUUAUUUAGUGGAUUAUAUUGUAGUCGAAUUAUUUCCGCAUCCGACGCUAGAGUUACUGAUUACGACGUGGAAUUAUAUGAAUACGAUUGAUGAUAAUGUUCCGAAUGAUAUAUUAAUAAAUUAGAUGUCAGAAUUUAUUUUGUUACAAAUGCACUUAUAUUUAGCUGUGUAUCUGUCGGUUCCGGGUUUAUUUGAAGAGUCAAUAUUUUCGUAUCAUAAAUAUUUUAUGAAGACUUAUUGUAUACUAAGUAGCUGAAGUUUAUAUAAUUACGUUUAUGGUGCGUUUAACUGUUCCUUUGUUUUAACUACCUCUCGGUGUUUUAUGUUACUGCAAUGCUACGAAAUGUAAGGACAAUGGCUCCGUUAUUAAACACAAAUGAAAUGCUCAUUACAAUAUUUAUAUUUCCGUUCGAUUGAAUUUAAAACUGCGAAAUAUUUUUUUAGUUAGUUACUAUAAUCAAAUAUUUAUUUCAAGCCCAGCUACAAAAUGAAAACAUCGCAAAAUAAAUGUAAUUCAGAAAUUAGUCUCCAAUAUAAGCAAGCAACAUAGCAAUUCUAAAACCCUUUACUCGUAAUAAGUUUUCUUAUUUGAAACAAUGGGUUUGUAUACAUAUUAAUUCAAUAAAUAUUGGAGACACUUUAAUGAUGGGGACACAUCACUUGUUUUCGUAAUUGUUAAUGUGGCUUGAAUCUCUGGAGUUUCAAUCACUGAAUGAGGUUUGACGACUCAAUUGAGUAUUGAACGAAGGAAAUGAAUGUGUAUGUUACCUUAAGUCGAGAUUUUAAUGUUCUACUAACUAACGAAACGACCAAAUAAAAAGAUUAAAUAUCACAACAAAAUUUGCUUUAACUUCUCGCUUAUAGCAGAAACGUAUCUGUCCCUUAAUACUGAUUGUUCAGUGACAAUUUACUCCCCAACAAAAAGCCAGCGCUGAUGUCGUUAACAUAGAAUGAAAAUGAUUUAUUUGUAUAUUUUUAUCACAAUUGGAAAUCAGAUAUUUAGUUACUAAUUUAAAUCAGAGAAUUAAAUGAUCGCAAAUGUUGGGACUAAAUUAGGUAAAAUAAGAAUUGUAAAUAAACAAGAUUGUGGCAAAUAUUUCUUGUUACUUAAACUAAUUUGUUUAAACUUUGUGUUAACAGUCACUCCUUAAAUACUUAAUAUCAUGACUAUACAUAUUGUACAUAAUUUAUGCUGUUGAAUUAUUUAGU